This is a messenger RNA of Brassica rapa (field mustard), 1316 nucleotides long. RefSeq names its product probable inactive purple acid phosphatase 29. Gene Ontology annotation, molecular function: hydrolase activity, acting on ester bonds. NCBI's taxonomy places the organism in Eukaryota, Viridiplantae, Streptophyta, Magnoliopsida, Brassicales, Brassicaceae. The record is from RefSeq and is a predicted model, not a curated record. Gene Ontology annotation, cellular component: cytoplasm.
CAUUUAUGUACUAGACUGCAAACCAAAUCUACUUCAUUGAAUUUCUUGGUGCGCCGUAGUAAUGGCGGACAAGACCAGAGGAACGACCCUGUUCGUCUUCUUUCGUUUCUCCGCGUUCUUGUUUUGUCUCCUCCUAGCUCCGGUUCCGACAUCGUCACACCGUCCCAAACUCAGGUUCGGUCUGAACGGCGAGUUCAAGAUUCUCCAAGUUGCCGAUAUGCACUUCGCAAACGGCGCAACUACUCGCUGUCUCGAUGUUCUUCCUCCCCAGAAAGCUCACUGCUCCGACCUCAACACCACCGUCUUCAUGUCUCGAGUCAUCGCCGCCGAGAAACCUGACCUCAUCGUCUUCACCGGUGAUAAUAUAUUUGGGUUUGAUGUUAAGGACCCUGUGAAGUCAAUGAACGCUGCUUUUGCUCCAGCGAUUGCCUCUAAGAUCCCAUGGGUUGCUAUAUUAGGAAACCAUGAUCAAGAAUCUACUUUGACACGACAAGAACUGAUGAAACACAUCGUGAAGCUUCCCAACACUUUGUCUCAAGUGAACCCUCCUGAGGCUGCUCAUUACAUUGAUGGGUUUGGUAACUACAAUCUCCAGAUCCGUGGAGCUGCUGAGUCCAGUCUACAGAACAAAUCUGUUCUCAAUCUUUAUUUUCUGGACAGUGGAGAUUACUCUAGCGUUCCUUACAUGGAAGGUUAUGAUUGGGUCAAGACUUCUCAGCAGUUUUGGUUUGAGAGAACUUCAAAACGUCUCCAGAGAGUGUACAACGCAGAGCCUAAUCCUCAGCAAGGUACAGCUCCAGGACUAGCUUACUUCCACAUUCCAUUACCAGAGUUUUGGAGUUUCGACUCAAAGAACGCGACAAAAGGAGUGAGACAAGAAGGAACAUACUCAGCUUCCACAAACUCUGGUUUCUUCACAACGUUGGUAACUAGAGGAGAUGUGAAGUCAGUGUUUGUGGGUCAUGACCAUGUCAACGACUUUUGUGGUAAACUCAAAGGUUUGAACUUAUGCUAUGGUGGUGGGUUUGGUUACCAUGCGUAUGGUAAAGCUGGGUGGGAAAGGAGAGCUAGAGUUGUGGUUGCUGAGUUGAAUAAGAAGAAGGGAGAUGUGAAAGCGAUUAGGACAUGGAAGAGGCUUGAUGAUCAGCAUCUCUCUGUUAUCGAUGCUCAGGUUCUUUGGACCAGUUCUGUGAACGGAUCAGUUGCUUCUCGUUUAUGACUAUAUGUGGUUUGUAUGUUUUAUCUGAGUACAAUGUUUUGAGUUUGGUAGAAACUGUUUUGGUUUCAUAUUAGUUUGAUGCAACUUUGGUUUGAUU